Messenger RNA from Coccinella septempunctata (seven-spotted ladybird), 1567 nucleotides. RefSeq lists its product as uncharacterized. Gene Ontology annotation, molecular function: pigment binding. NCBI's taxonomy places the organism in Eukaryota, Metazoa, Arthropoda, Insecta, Coleoptera, Coccinellidae. Bases 3 to 1466 code for a protein of 487 amino acids. The record is from RefSeq and is a predicted model, not a curated record. The transcript is spliced from 8 exons.
CAAUGAAGUGUGCGUUAGGUCUUCUGGUAACGCUGCUUGCAGUAUGUUCUGCACAAGUGCCAAACCUUGGAUGGUGUCCAGACUACGUGCCCAUGUCCAAUUUCGACAUGGAGAGGUUUUUGGGCAAAUGGUACGAAUCUGAGAGAUAUUUCCAAUUUUCCGAACUGGGUACCAGAUGCGUUGUGUCCGAUUAUGCGAAAUCCGCCACUGGAAAAAUCUACGUGUCCAAUGAAGUCACUAGCAGAAUAACUGGAGUGAAGAGAGUGUUGAGCGGAGAUCUCGAACUGGCAGGUCGAGCUGGCGAGGGAAAAAUAAAAGUACGUUACCAAACAACCCCAAUCAGCACCACCAGCACACUCAGCGUCUUAGACACAGACUACGAUAAUUAUGCCGUCCUAUGGAGUUGCAGCAAUUAUGGACCAAUCUACACUCAAAACGCUUGGGUGAUGACCAGGGAACGCCAGCCACCAGGUCCAGUCAUGCAAAAAGCCUACGGCGUCUUGGACAGGUACAAGAUCAGCAGGACCUUCUUCCAGAGGACAGAACAAGAGGGUUGUCUCGUUGCCGCCUCCGAAAUCAACGCAUCCCAAGGGUGGGUCAGCGAAGCCAGUCAGACAGUCGAAACGGGCGCUGCCAAAUCAGCCACCCCAACCCUGGAAGACAGAAUCGACGUAGACGUGGAGAAACAACCCGAAGUGGAAAAAUUGGAGGAACCCCCAAAGAAACAAGAAGCCGAAAAAAAGCCCCUGAAUGUUGCGGAACAGAUCCUGAAGAACGCCGAAUCGACCGACAAGAAAGAAGAACAAACUGUUAAAGGCCAAAGCGAAGCGAAAGCGAGACAACUAAACGUGGUCAUGUCUUCGAUUAUCCUACUGUUAUGCAUUUAUGCUGUUCAAGCCCAAGUACCUUUUGGGGGUCUAUGCCCCAAUGUAAAAAGCAUGGAGGGUUUCCAAGUGGACAAAUAUUUGGGGAAAUGGUAUGAAGCUGAACGUUAUUUUGCAAUAUUCCAAUUUGGGGGUAGAUGUGUAACAGCGGAAUAUUCUCUAAAUAGCGAUGGAACUGUAACAGUCAAUAAUAAACAAACCAGUUCGCUAACUGGAACACGAUCUGGGAUCAUGGGAGUGGCAAAUAUUGUGGGAAGGCCAGACGAGGGAAAAUUAAGUGUUAGAUUUCCUUCUUUGCCAGUCCAAUUCGAUGCUCCAUACUGGAUAUUAUCCACAGACUAUGACAAUUAUUCCGUAGUUUGGUCUUGUGUGAAUUUUGGAUUGCUUAAUACGAGAAACCUUUGGAUCCUUACAAGAAAUAGAAAUCCAAGUCCAGAAGUUAUAAAAAAGGUCUAUAGCAUCUUGGACAAGAUGGGCAUUGACAAAACUAUAUUAAUGAAAACUGAUCAGCAAAAUUGUUCAGAUGUUUCUUGGGCCAGGAAAGAAUCGAGAGACAAACACAAAGAUGUUAGUAAUAGUUGAGUAUUGUAUAAGGACAAUACAAUACAAUGGCAAAGUAAAGAGUUUGUAUAAGGAUUUUCACAUGUGAACAAAUUUUGUAAAUAUAUUCAUUGUGAAAUAAU